UCAGACCCGUUGCACAGCCAUACUGUCUAAUUUGAUAAUAGUUUACCGUAACAUGACGAGCAAUGGCGGCAUAUCCGGUGUGUUGCUUCGAGGUUGUUUGUAAUUUCGAUUUCGUCUCCCUAGGAAGAUGCUCUGAACAAGUCGGCCGUAAUUUUGAACGAAAACGCUAGGAAAUUAUUCGUUUCUUUCGAGUCAAAUGCAAAUUUACGAACGCAUGAAUGGGGAAAGCCUGUUUGGUAAUCGCCAGAGUGAAGAUUCGAAUUAUUAAGAAUCAUUUGCAUAAAGCGAAUUAGCGUCGACCAGUGGCCAAGGAAAUCGGAACGGGGACAUCGAGCGGUAACAUGGUGAAAGGAAGACGAAAACGUGUACAAGCGAGAAACGUAGUUCGUACGAGAUCUGCUGUUUUAUCCUUGCAAUACAACGACACAGGUUCACCAAUGAAGAAGGAAGCCAAAUUAGAUAAUAGUAGAAAUAUAGAGAACAAUGACCCGGAUGAAAUACAUAAAUCUUCCAUGUGCAUCGGUUCCUUCUGUUACGCACGGAUCGCACACAUUUCGAGCCCUGAUGUCUCGAAGAGUAAAGCUUCCAUAGUAUCCUUUGAAGAAAACUUUUACGGACACGAACAAACUACCGGUGUACAAAAUGAUAUUAUCACGGACGUUGCCCAGUUCAGGACAGAUGAAACACCUGUGGCUGUACCAAUUCACGGGCCAUCGACGCCACACAGGAUAAACAUGCCAAACAAUCAAUUAGAAGAUUUAGACGAACGAAAUACAAACGACGAUAAGGAUAAGAAGUCUGCGGUAUCGACGCCUUGUUCGGAGCAACAACCUUUAAAGAAACCUUCUAACCGUGGCCGUAGAAAAUUGAAUAGCAAUCUAAUUACGAGUCAUCGUGCGACGGACUCUACAAACGUUAAAAGUACAAAUCACAAGCUCACAGAUUAUUUCCCGAUACGCCGAAGUGUGAGAAAAUCUAAGAAAGCUGUAUUAGAGGAAAAGCAACGCGAUAUGGAAAAUAAAGUGCUUUGUCAAGUAGAAGAGGGUUUGGAGAUAAGACAUUUUAGCGGCAAAGGUCGCGGGGUUGUAACAACGCGAGCAUUUACAAAAGGCGAGUUCGUAGUUGAAUAUGUUGGUGAAUUGAUCGAUCAAAUAACAGCAAAAAAGCGUGAAAAUCUAUACGCUCAAGAUCAUAACACCGGAUGUUAUAUGUAUUAUUUUCAACACCGUAAUCAUCAGUAUUGCGUCGAUGCAACAGCAGAGACUGAUAAGUUAGGUAGACUAGUAAAUCAUUCAAGAAAUGGUAAUUUAAUUGCACGAGUCAUAGAGGUAGGUUCGACGCCUCACUUGGUACUUACGGCAAAAGAAAAUAUACCUGUCGGAGUAGAAGUUACUUACGACUAUGGAGAUCGGAGUCGCGAAGCCAUUCGUUAUCAUCCAUGGUUAGCGUUAUAGCGCUUUCGAAUUAACUUAUAGAAUGGUAUUUAUAUUGUACAGCAGAGUUCAAAAUGUAUUUCGUUCCUCCUAUGAAGGAAUAUUAUAUAUAAUUGUUUAGUUGAAUUUUAUGAAACAACAGUACUCAAAGAUAAAUACAUUUAUAUACAUAUGACUUUGCUUCCUUCGGUAUGUUUCGAAUCUUGUACUUCCUUAACUAUACUAGGGAACGAUAACUAUAGAAGAGGAAUUAGAAAUACUUCGUAAGUGAAUAGUAUCGAACUAUAUCACGUCUUUUCAUUUCUAAAAUCAACCAGACCUACCAAAUAUACAUUAAUACUUCAAAUAUUUUUUUUUUUUUUUUACCCAGAUGUUUAAAUUGCAAAGUAACGUUAUUUCUGUCGAUUCGUCACUGGCAUGUCGCAAUUAAUAAUACGAAAAAUAACUCGAUAUUCACUCUACGAACAAUCUAAUUACGUAACGGAAAGAAUUUUCUUGUUGAUAAACUAUAUUAGCAAUUUCUAAUUUUUUUGAAGCAUAAAUAAAUUUAUAUAUCGUCAUUCAUUUGUACUCAAUGUGAUUCACUAGAAAAAUUAAACUUUAACCCUUUGACGCAUGUUGGCAAAUAGCUGCCCAGAGACGCUCGCUCGUCGAGCAGCUCCGUCCGUAAAGGGUUUAAUUAGCAAGAAAUGACUAAGCGAUUUGCAUGUAUGUUUCUAUUGUAAAAGAAAUUAUUGUAUAACUCGCACCUAAGUACUUUUUCUUAAUAUUUCGUCAGUAUUUUUUUUUUUAUGAAAUAUCUAAUAUUUACUAUUAUAUUGCACAGACUACGCAAUAAUAGGUUAUAAGACGUAUUAAAGAUUGUCUGUUUCAAUUCUGCAAUUCCAUUAACGUGAAUAAUGUACUAACUUCUAAUAUUUAUUUCUAUUUUUGUUCAUACGUUGACGCAUUUUGUACAUCGUAUGAUGCACAUUAAUUAUCAAACUAUAAAAUCACUUGCAUUAUCGUAAAAGACAUCUACAUUGAUAGUAAUAUUAUACAUGUUAAUGUUUGUAGUAAUUCUCAUUAUCAUUAGUAUAUGCAAAACGCAAAAUGUUCAAACGAAAUCUUAUUUUAACGAAACCCUAGGUAAAGUGUGUAAUUUUGUUCGAAGUUGUAAAUAAAUGAUCAUAAAAAUAA
This is a messenger RNA of Hylaeus volcanicus, 2612 nucleotides long. It is a transcript of the gene Set8, whose product is annotated as N-lysine methyltransferase KMT5A-B. Lineage: Eukaryota; Metazoa; Arthropoda; Insecta; Hymenoptera; Colletidae. The record is from RefSeq and is a predicted model, not a curated record. Bases 342 to 1454 code for a protein of 370 amino acids. Gene Ontology annotation, molecular function: protein binding; histone H4K20 methyltransferase activity. The transcript has 7 exons.